AUGGAGAGAUCACACCGAGAAGUGAAAUUAGAAGAUAAAUGUGGCCCUGAAAUCAUGAAAAGGAGGAAAAGUACUUCUGUGUGUGCUUUAAUAGAUGACAAUGGAGACAGCAGUGCAAAGGUAUCUGGGAUGGGAUAUAAACAGGAGAAAGGAGAGACAGAGGAGGGAGCUCUAAUUCUUUGGGGGCAUCAGAAGCAAGUUCUCAAUGCAGAUGUCCAUCAUGGCUUGGUUCUGUCUCCUAUUAACACUCUUUAUUCAGUACAGAGGAUCCUGGGCCCAGUCUGUGGUGACUCAGCCUCCUCAGUGUCUCGGAACCUGGGGCAGAGCAUCACCAUCUCCUGCACUGGAAACAGCAACAAUAUAGGGCAUAGUAAUGAAGGAAAAUAUGUAGAUUGGUACCAACAAUUCCCAGGAAUGGCCCCCAAGCUUCUUAUAUAUGAAACUACCAAGCGAUAUUCUGGGGUCCCUGAUCGCUUCUCUGGCUCCAAGUCUGGCAACACAGCCUCCUUGACCAUCACAGGGCUCCAGUCUGAGGAUGAGGCUGAUUAUUAUUGCUGUGUUGGGGAUGCUAGUCUCAGUGCUGACACAGUGCUUCAGGCCAGUGGGGAAGUGAAACAAAAACUACUUUUUACCCCAAUGAUGAGUAAAUCUGUAGCUCUUUUACUCUAAGCAGUGAAAUCAUUC
Molecule: messenger RNA, 684 nt
Organism: Erinaceus europaeus (western European hedgehog)
Lineage: Eukaryota; Metazoa; Chordata; Mammalia; Eulipotyphla; Erinaceidae
Product: immunoglobulin lambda-1 light chain-like
Exons: 3
Coding region: 1-669 (222 amino acids)
Biological process (GO): immune response; immunoglobulin production
Source: RefSeq, a predicted model, not a curated record